GACUAUUUGCUCUUCAUCUCACUCAUCAUCCAACAAAUUUUUGAAAUUUUUUUUAGAGAGAGAGAGAAGAAAAUCCAUGGAAAUUGGUUCUAAAUCUCAGCGUAAAUCCGUAAAGGAGGAUGCAAUGAACAAAACCUCUGAUCAAUCCAACGGCGCCGCCGACGACGAAAGCUGUGGAGAAGAGAUUGUUCUUCAGUAUGUAAAUAAGGUUGGAGGAUCAAAAAGAUCAGCACAAGAAGAAGAUGAUGAAAUGAAGGCACCAUCUCCCAAGAACAAUCAUUUUAAGCAGGGAAGUGCAAAAACAAAGAUGGAGAGAUCAACUUCUGAAUCUGAAUCCAGAUCAUCUUCUUCUGCUAGAGGGGAACAGGUGGAUGAUCAAAUUGAAUCGACAAAAGCAGAAAUGGACGAGAUUAUGGAAGAAAAUCAAAGGCUAAAAAUGUACUUAGACAGAAUUUUGAAGGAUUAUCGAACCCUACAAAUGCAAUACCAAAGCGCGAUUCAACAAGACAAUGCAAAACCUGAUGAUCCAAACAAUGAUUCGACAUUUCAUCAUCGUGGCAAUGAUCAUACAAAAGAUUCGGACGAUCUAAUUGAUCUUAGCCUAGGAAUAAGUUCGAGGGAUCGAAUGAAAGAAGAGACACACAAAGUAUUGCCAAUUACCAAUUCGACCAACAUCAUCGAAGGAGGUAAUAAUCAUAAGGAAGGAUUGAAAUUAGGGCUUGAUUGCAAAUACGAUGUUCUUGGGAAGUUGUCACCGAAUAAUCCGAGCCCGGAAAAUAGCGUAGAAGAAUUGAAGGAAGAUGGCGGCGAAGGAGACGCGUGGAAACCUAAAAGUACGAUGAAAAAUGUGAGAGAUGGAGGAGAUGUAGACGAUGUGUCGCAACAAAACCCUACGAAGAGAGCUAGGGUUUCCGUAAGAGUGAGAUGCGACACACCCACGAUGAACGAUGGAUGUCAAUGGAGGAAAUAUGGACAAAAGAUUGCAAAGGGAAAUCCAUGCCCACGUGCGUAUUAUAGAUGCACUGUAGCACCGUCUUGUCCCGUAAGAAAACAGGUACAAAGAUGCGCAGAAGACAUGUCGAUCCUUAUCACAACCUACGAAGGCACACACAACCACCCACUUCCGAUGUCCGCGACGGCCAUGGCUUCGACCACCGCCGCCGCCGCCUCGAUGCUAUUGUCGGGCUCGACAACCUCGGGAACUAACCCCGGUCCGUCAUCUACAACCUCAUCCUCUAUCACCACGACAAACCUCAACGGUCUAAAUUUUUAUCUGUCGAACAACCCUAGAUCUUCAAAACCCUUCUAUUUACCGAACUCCUCAAUCUCGUCAUCCCCCUCCUACCCCACCAUCACCCUCGACCUCACCUCCUCUUCCUCCUCAUCCUCUGGCUCCUACCAUUCUUCAAACCUAUCUCGACUCGGGAGUUACCCUCCGAGAUAUUCGACCACUAACCUAAAUUUUAGCUCAUUAGAGUCGUCGUCGCCAAACCCUCUCCCGAUUUCUUGGAAUAACGGUAUGCUUAGCUACGGACACCAACCCUACAACAAGACCCAAUCGACGAAUUCCCUAAGCUUCGCUGGAUCCCAACCACCGAGCGAAAAUCUCUUCCAAACCUACUUGCAAAAGGCCAACAUUCCAAACCCUAACCCUAACCCUAACCCUAGCCAACAAUUGCUUCCUCAAGACACCAUUGCCGCGGCAACCAAAGCCAUAACUUCCGACCCGAGCUUCCAAUCCGCUCUAGCGGCGGCGCUCACUUCCAUUAUUGGCUCCGGUGGUUCUAACAAUGCCUCGACGCUAACGAGCCAAAUCUUGGGCGAAAAAUCGAGUCAUGUGAAUAGUAGUAAGACGAGCGAGGCUUUCCCUAUUCUAUCGAGCUUUCCAUCAACAUCCUCGAACACGAGUUUUCUUAACAAGUCUUCUUCGUCGAACAUGUCUCAACCGAGCGAGUUGGUGUUUCUUUCGCCUAAUUUUCCAGCGAGUAACUCCAUGUCAUCGUCGCCGAAGGAGAAGAAGGAUCACCGCGGUGUUUGAGUCGAAUCGAGCCGCGGCCCGACUCGACUCGGCGGGACAAUUUUUAUUUUUAUUUUUUUUAGUUUAAUUGUUGGAUUUUUUUCAUGGUUCCAAAACUCUUAAGUAAAAUGUGCAUGGAUGUGUGUUUGUAAAUUUUCUCCUUUUUUUCUUAGCCUUUGUCUUUAUUUCAUUUUCUUUUAUUUCUUUUGUUGAGGUCAAAGGAGUGAGAUAUGAUGAAGAAAUUUGUUCAUAUGGAGAUAGUUGACAAAUAUUGUGAAUAUGUUUUUUAUGUAAGACCGACCAACUGUUGAUGUCAGGAAAUGUGUAUAUAUUAUUUACUUUGACUU
This is a messenger RNA of Andrographis paniculata, 2364 nucleotides long. Its product is annotated as WRKY transcription factor 72B-like. Gene Ontology annotation, molecular function: DNA-binding transcription factor activity; sequence-specific DNA binding. The record is from RefSeq and is a predicted model, not a curated record. Lineage: Eukaryota; Viridiplantae; Streptophyta; Magnoliopsida; Lamiales; Acanthaceae. Bases 77 to 2038 code for a protein of 653 amino acids. Gene Ontology annotation, biological process: regulation of DNA-templated transcription. The transcript has 6 exons.